Bombus huntii is the source of this 3462-nucleotide messenger RNA. It is a transcript of the gene Adcy2, whose product is annotated as adenylate cyclase type 2. Gene Ontology annotation, cellular component: plasma membrane. The record is from RefSeq and is a predicted model, not a curated record. Gene Ontology annotation, biological process: adenylate cyclase-inhibiting G protein-coupled receptor signaling pathway; adenylate cyclase-activating G protein-coupled receptor signaling pathway; cAMP biosynthetic process. NCBI's taxonomy places the organism in Eukaryota, Metazoa, Arthropoda, Insecta, Hymenoptera, Apidae. Bases 68 to 3169 code for a protein of 1033 amino acids. Gene Ontology annotation, molecular function: adenylate cyclase activity. The transcript is spliced from 19 exons.
GCUCAAAAAUUGUUUUGUGUGAUUGAUCGAUUAAAAAUUGAAAGAAGUGGGAAAUAUUGAAUAUUCAAUGACUGAGAAAAAUAAGCAGUCGAAAGAAUUAAAACACGAAAUAGAAACGGAGUAUUUUACCAGUGUUAUGCCAGCAGAAGAAAAAUCAGAGAAACAUGUGGCAAAAGAAGCCGACAUUGAGGAUUUAAAACAACUGCGAAGCAAAUACGAGGGGAAAUUAACAGCCUCCCUCUAUGCUGGAACUCUCCUCGUUGCUGUCGUUGCCUUGAUUCCCGCUCUAGGAAUUCUCUGCGUUCCUAACUAUCAGGAUUUAACUGAAGCGACUGUCCCUAUAUCGACUUUGACGAUAUUAUUAUUCUCUUCAUUAAGUUUACUACUAAUAACGCAACUACCGUCCACGUUAGCAUCCGCUAAAGCUAGACUUCUCAUUGGCUUUAUUGCGUCUGCUACUUUAGGUGUUGGAAUUAUAAUCGUGCGUGCUUCGGUACCCUUGUUUAUCGCAGUUCACGCAAUGAUCGCUGUACUACCGAGAGGUAGUCGACAAACACCAACGAUUCUUGCAAUUACGCUAAUUGUUAUUCAUUUAGGCAUGCGAUUCGUGCUUCUCGAUCACUCGAGCUACUAUCAAAUAGUCGAGACAUGCAGCGAGAUCGUCUUUCUGUUUGCUGCAGUUUUGUCGGGAUCGUAUUAUAGCAUCCUAACUACAAAAGCGCACAAUAGAACGUUUUCUAGAACAAAAACAGUCAUCGAAUCCAGAAUAAAGUUAGAAUGUGAAAGAGAACAACAAGAACAGUUAUUGUUGAGUGUUAUUCCGGCUUAUAUUGCAGCUGAGGUGAAAAGAAGCAUUAUGUUGAAAAUGGCGGAUGCGUGUCAAGAGGCUCGUAAACAUACGCAAACUAGAUUCCAUGAAAUGUACGUGCAACGAUAUAACAAUGUUAGUAUUUUAUAUGCGGACAUUGUUAAUUUUACACCGCUCUCAGAACAAUUGUCAGCCUCGAAUUUGGUAAAGAUAUUGAACGAACUAUUCGGAAGAUUCGAUCAAAUCGCUCAGGAAAAUCAAUGCAUGAGAAUCAAAAUCCUGGGUGACUGUUACUACUGCGUUUCAGGAUUACCCAUUUCUCGACCGAAUCAUGCGUACAAUUGCGUGACUAUGGGAUUACAAAUGAUAGAUGCUAUCAGAUUCGUUCGCGAAGCAACGGGAUUCAACGUGGAUAUGCGAAUAGGAAUACACACCGGAAACGUGCUAUGCGGUGUACUUGGUUUACGAAAAUGGCAAUUUGACGUUUGGAGUGAUGAUGUUACACUGGCAAAUCAUAUGGAGAGCGGUGGUUUACCGGGGAGAGUGCAUAUAACUAAAGCUACCCUGCUUCAUCUUGGAAAUCACUUCGAAGUGGAACCUGGCAAUGGAGGGUCGCGAGAGAGCUAUCUUGCCCAGCACAAUAUUGAAACUUUUUUGAUAGUACCACCAAAGAAAGCCAACCAAGAAAAUCACACGGAUGAUGAGCGCGAACGCAGUGCUGUCUCCAUACCGUCCAGAUCAAGACCAAGCAGUAAAAUGACAAAAUAUGUUGAAAGUUGGGGUGCUGAUAAACCUUUCGCCAACGUUGUAGAAGCUACGCUUGCUAAGAAUAUUGGCCUAACGAGCAUCGCUAUGAUUGAAUCGAAUCUUUUCGUAAAUAGUAAUUCUAAUUGUUUUCUCGAUAUAAGAAAAUGGUGUCAGAGCAACGAAGGCAUGUCAUCCUUCACUUAUCGAUUUUAUGAUCAAAACCAAGAACUUCAAUACCGCCAACAGAUUGAUGAACAAUAUCCGUGGUAUCUCCUCGCUUCAACUAUUAUUUAUGCUAUGAUCUUCGCCAUUCAAAUUAUGUAUUUACCGAGGAGCAUCACAGUUUACAGUUGUUUUCUACCUGUUUUAUCAUGUUUAUCCAUUUUUUCCAUAUUAUGUUGGUCAAAUAUUAAAACCAGAAUCGAUGGGAACAAUAUACGAAGUUGGUUAUCCUUGAACAGGGAAGUCAGAAUAGCAGUAUACUUAAUUACGGUCGUUUUAACGAUCACGUCAUGCGUUCUUAGUAUAUUGUUGAACGAUAUCGAACAGGCAAACAAAUACGAUGUCAUCGUACCAUUAUAUAUAUAUACUGCGGUGAUGUCCUUAAUCGUAGGUUGGACACAUUUACGUGUUGAUUUUUUGCUAAAAUUCUGCACAAUGUUUCUCUCUCUAACAACAAUCGUAUUUGUGUUUUCGCAAGCACCAGUCGCACGAUUGUAUAAUGCGAUCGAGACCGUCGAACAUUAUCGCAUUCAUUAUUUAUUCACAAUUUGUUAUUUACUUGCACUUGUAUGCCUCGUGCUGCACAUUUUGGAUAGACAGAUUGAAUAUACUUCGAGAACUGAUUUUCUAUGGCAAAAUAAACUGAAAAUAGAACAGGAUGAGGUAGAAACUAUGAGAGGUAUUAACAAGAUUCUUCUCGAAAACAUACUACCUGCUCAUGUAGCAGAGCAUUUUUUAACGAACGUCAGAGCAACUCAGGAUCUUUAUCAUGAAAGAUACAGCAGUAUUGCCGUAAUGUUUGCAUCCAUUCCAAAUUAUAAGGAAUUCUAUGAUGAAACCGACAUAAAUAAACAAGGAUUGGAAUGUCUGAGGCUUCUAAAUGAAAUUAUAUGUGAUUUUGACAAAUUGUUGCUUAAGCCAAAAUUUUCUGGAAUCGAAAAAAUUAAAACUAUCGGUAGCACCUAUAUGUUGGCUUCUGGUCUUAGUCCAGGGAAAGAAGAUAUUGAUGAAAAGGAACUUUCAAAACAAGAUCAUAAUAUAAUCAUUCUCGUUGAAUUUGCUCUUGCUUUGAUGACAAUCCUCGAUCAAAUCAACAAGGAAUCUUUUCAAAGAUUUAAAUUAAGAAUGGGUUUAAAUCAUGGACCUGUAAUAGCAGGGGUGAUCGGAGCACAAAAACCUCAAUACGAUAUUUGGGGAAAUACCGUAAACGUAGCAUCAAGAAUGGAUAGUUGCGGAGAAAUGGGAAAACUUCAAGUUACUGAAGAUACAGCCAAGAUUCUAAUCGCCGCUGGUUAUGAAUUGACGUGUCGAGGCCCUACUUAUGUCAAAGGAAAAGGAACUUUAAUAACAUAUUUCGUAAAAACACCAUUCGACGACAAAGAAGAAACUUAAUUUAGGAAUGUUUGACUUAGGUCAGACAAAAUCUAAAGAUGCAAAUGAAACGGAAAAUGUAAUGAAAGAAAAGAGAUAGAGGAACAGUCACUUUGUUCAUUCUAAAAGCCGAGCCAAAAAAAGUAAGAGUAUAACGUAAGUUUAUACUUGUUACUUAGUAAUGUCAUUAGUGAAUAAAUUAUGAAUACACGUGAUAAAAUUAUGAAUUAUUUAAUGUUAUACUGUUAUAUAAACAAACAAUUAUAUGUUUAUAUAUAUUCACAUAUAAGCAAAUACACAUUAUGCAUAUAUAA